Myotis daubentonii (Daubenton's bat) is the source of this 925-nucleotide messenger RNA. RefSeq names its product chymotrypsinogen 2. Gene Ontology annotation, biological process: proteolysis. Gene Ontology annotation, molecular function: serine-type endopeptidase activity. NCBI's taxonomy places the organism in Eukaryota, Metazoa, Chordata, Mammalia, Chiroptera, Vespertilionidae. The record is from RefSeq and is a predicted model, not a curated record.
CAGAUAACAGCCCGGUCACAGGGAUAAAAGGGGGAGCCUCCCAGGCCCCUGCCCUGCACCUCCCUGACAGUGACACCAUGGCCUUCCUCUGGCUCCUCUCUUGCUUCGCCCUCCUGGGCACAGCCUUCGGCUGCGGGGUCCCCGCCAUCCACCCCGUGCUGAGCGGCCUGUCCAGGAUUGUCAAUGGGGAGGACGCCGUCCCCGGCUCCUGGCCCUGGCAGGUGUCCCUGCAGGACAAAACUGGCUUCCACUUCUGCGGGGGCUCCCUCAUCAGCGAGGACUGGGUGGUGACUGCUGCCCACUGCGGGGUCAGAACCUCCCACCUGGUUGUGGCCGGGGAGUUCGACCAGGGCUCAGACGCUGAGGACACCCAGGUGCUGAAGAUCGCCAAGGUGUUCAAGAACCCCAAGUUCAGCAUGUUCACCGUCAACAACGACAUCACCCUGCUGAAGCUGGCCACGCCCGCCCGCUUCUCCCAGACCGUGUCCGCCGUGUGCCUGCCCGAUGAGGCCGACGACUUCCCUGCCGGCACCCUGUGCGCCACCACCGGCUGGGGCAAGACCAAGUACAACAAUGCCAACACCCCCGACAAGCUGCAGCAGGCGGCCCUGCCCCUCCUGUCCAACGCCAGCUGCAAGAAGUUCUGGGGCAACAAGAUCACCGACCUCAUGGUCUGCGCCGGCGCCAGCGGCGUCUCCUCCUGCAUGGGCGACUCUGGAGGCCCCCUGGUCUGCCAGAAGGAUGGAGCCUGGACCCUGGUGGGCAUCGUGUCCUGGGGCAGCGGCACCUGCUCCACCUCCAGCCCUGGUGUGUACGCCCGGGUCACAGAGCUCAUGCCCUGGGUGCGGCAGAUCCUGGCCGAGAACUGAGGCCCUGGCCCUGCCAACCCUGCUCCCACAAAGCUCAAUAAACCCGUAAAAACAUG